Molecule: messenger RNA, 1721 nt
Organism: Pocillopora meandrina
Lineage: Eukaryota; Metazoa; Cnidaria; Anthozoa; Scleractinia; Pocilloporidae
Source: the annotation of a GenBank genome assembly
GCUAUUUUAUGUUGUUAUUUUAUUGAUAAAGCAUCCUUUGGGGCCGUCUUUACAAAUCUUGGUGCGAGCGGAAGAUUUGGUCCAACAACGCUGGGCAGUUACUAUACAGGUCAGGAUCACGACGGACAAGUGAAAUUGUCGAGCGGUAUUCAACAAUGGACUGUGCCGUACACUGGUGAAUACAGAGUAGAAGCAAUAGGAGCAGCUGGAGGGUACGGUAAGACCAAGGACAAAAAGAGCAGCACCUCUAGUUACAGAGGAAGAGGUGCAAGAAUGGUUGGAAGUUUCAGUUUAUCAAAAGGUGAGAUUAUUCACAUACUUGUUGGUCAAGAAGGAACAAUCAACAACAGUCCAAAGUAUCCGUUCGCUAGUGGAGGUGGUGGAGGGACAUUUGUCGUUAGAGGUGGUAGUACACCCUUAAUAAUAGCUGGAGGUGGUGGGGGCAUGGAUACAUUACUUUCAAGGCAGCCUGGAUGCGACGCCAGUGUAAGCACAACAGGGAAUCCUGGAUACAGAUCAUGGUCAGGGGGGAGCAAUGGACAUGGUGCACAGACUGCUGAUAAUGAUAAUUCUGGUAAGGUUAUAGCACGAUCACAUAACCCUCUUCAGCUUUGUGCGCUGAAGCUGCCGUGUCUUCUUGUGUAAUAUAUAGGAGUGUACAAAGUCGAAUGGGAUCUUGCUACUUUUAAGAAGUAACUAAUAAUCUGUUUAACAAAUAGACACCUUGACUGUCCUUUAUUCUGUUGUAAAGCACGUAGGAAGCGGCCAGAGCACGGAAGAAGUGAGGGAGAAACACGAGACGUGGCCAAAUGUUUCUCUCUACUUCUUGAGCUCUGUGCAUAAAGGGUUUUAGCGCAAGUCUUAUCCAGUUGCAUUGAGGGGUCAUUUUACCAUGUUAGUCGUAUUACGUUACUAACCUGGUGGAAAUCGUUUGAUAGAUUUUUUGUGAUAUUCUGAUAAUACCAAGGGAAAGGUUCUAUAUGGUCUAGCGUUUUUAUAAAGACAUGAAAUAAAUCGAAAGGUGGAAUUAAUCAGAGGAGUUUUAAGAUAAUUUAGCUUAAUUUGAUAAAGUUUGUGUUCAUAGUUACAUCAAUAGUUCAGCUCUUGAAAACUGGCAUUUAAAGUAUGUCCUUUCUCAUCGGAAAAUUGAGUUUAGUAUGUAUCACAGGAGAUUAAGUGAUUAUGAUAUUUUUCGACAAUUAAGAUGUAUUUCCCCUCCUUUCAUCUUGCCUACAUUUUUCUUAAGAGUGUAUUUGAUAAUAACUGCAUUUUUGGUUCAAAAAUAUUUCCCCCAGUUGACUAUGUAGAGAAAUUAUCAUUCAUUUCUUUAUUUUCUUUUGUUUUUACUAUAUUUCAUUCUUGUUAUGACUUUAAUAACAGGUGGCGGCGGGGGCGGUUUUUACUCCAGUGGAAGAAGUUCCAAGAUGUUUGGUGGCACCAUGGGAGAUGGUGGAGAAGGUGGCAAAGGUUUUCUUCAAGGAGGAGUGGGUGGAAGAGCCAAAUUUGACAAUAUUGCGGGUGGUUUUGGUGGUGGUGGUGGUUCAACUGGUUUGGGGGGAGGCGCCGGAGGAGGAGGAGGGUACUCUGGGGGGAGCAGCGGAGAUAAUGAAUACGAUUCCUGUGGGGGUGGGGGAGGCUCCUACAAUGUUGGUAAAGAUCAGCAGAGUGAAUGUUGUUAUAAUGCAGCUGGUCACGGUCGGGUGAUCAUUACACUGCUGUAG